AUGUCGGUGAUGUCGAUGUCUUCCAGCUCAAACGGAAGCAGUUCCAAAUCAGGAAGGGUUCCAAGUACUAGUGGAGGUGAUGACAAUAGCGAAGGUGCUAAGAAAAGAAGAAAGAGAAUAACCUUAGUGUGCAACACUUGUAGAAAGAGAAAGAUCAAAUGUGACAAGCAAAACCCUUGUUCUCAAUGUGUCAAGUCUGGCUUGGGCCACCAAUGUGAGUUUGCUCCUGUAGCUGAUCUGGUAUCAGCCAAUGGUAGUGGUGUAAUGCGGCUACAGAUUAAUGGGCCGAGCCAUGAGCCAGACGCGAUUGUGAGUGACGAGUCAGGUGGCAAGAAGCGAAAGAGAACAGACAGUGCUGCUACUAGUAGUAGUAGUAGCAGCAGUAGUGUUGAUGCUAGUGGCGUUGAAGCUGGUGGCGUUGAAGCUGGUGGCGUUGGGACCAACGUCUUUUCUGGCAAUUCACCCACAGAUGACUCCAAAGAUGAGUCGGUGACGUUUGAAGAGUUUUUACGGUUAAAGGAACGGUUAGCUCAAAUAGAGAAUGCCAUGUUGAAGAAGUCCAGCAAUAGCAACUUGACAGGUCAACUACCAGAGGUUAUACCUUCACCAGAUUCUUCAACAACAUCAAGAAACCAAGCCAUGCCCCUGUUCACUCCCUCGAGUGUUUCAUCCAGUUCUAACAGCACGUCCACCAAUGGCUAUGGUUCUAGCCCUGUUUCUCUAGUGAGACGAGAACAACAAAACUACCUUUAUCAGCGGAUUCAAGAACUAAAGAAGAUCCAAGCAGAACGACCAAAGCUUGAAGAUGCCUGUGGACAGGCUGGUUUUUUUUCUAAAAACAGAGCACUCAUUGCUAGACCAAACGAGUGUCAUGGCAUUAAUCCUUAUGUUGAUGAUGAAGAGACCAUUGACUUCUACAAAGGGUACACUUCGCUUCAUAUCAAUGAGAAGUUUAGAAGAAUGAACUUGGGUCCGUUUACUUGGGCAUCACUCAUGAAAAAGGACACGGCCAUGAACGAAAUCUAUAACUAUGUUAUGGUCCAACGGAAGUCCAAUAGCAACGGGAAUGUAUUGGAUCUGACAGAGAUCCAUCUACUUGCUAAACCAGUCAUGAACUAUACUCCGGAAAAGGGAACUGCCAUUUCGAUUCCGGAAAAGUUUACCACAGAGGGUGUGUUCAAGUUUAAAGCCAUGGAAUCAGAUGGUUAUGAAGAGAUGAUCCCUUAUAAUGAUUUAAUUAAACGUCACAAGGAAUAUAUGAAAGAUCAGGACAAUGAUCUACGGAAGGGUGUCAUGAGUAAGCUGCUACCACAAGGAGCAAAGGAACAGAAGCAGCAGCAACAGCAGGACCAACAGCAACAACAGGAACAGCAACUGCAACUGCAGCAGCAAACCCAAUCAAGGUUCCCCACAGGUAGAAGCCAAUUGACAAAGGAUGAAUUAUUACCUCUUGGUUUGACAUUUUGUGAAUGGAAGUUUGACAGAGAACUCCAACUCAUUGAUCGAAUCAAAAAUGAAUUACCCAAACGUCAGAUCUUAUGGAAAUUGGUUGAGAGGUUCUUUAGCUAUUUAUAUCCAUUCUUCCCCUUUUUAGAUGAGAAUACCUUUUACACGGAGAUCUCAAGAUUAGUGGGGCCCGUGUCAAUGGCUUAUGAAGAUGUUCCUUACAUGAAAGCUGAAAUGAGAAUGGACUUGGCUCAUUUGGGAAUAUUAUUGUUGAUCUUACGGUUAAGUUACUUGUCGUUAUUCUUCAACAGAAGUAAAGUUAACGAAGCCAACUUAUACAGUACAGAUCCUUCACCUGAAGCUCAAGACAGGAAAUUAUUAUUGAAUAAUCCUAUUAAUAUUGAUGCUGUGAAUGUUGCUGAAUCAUGUCUUUUCCAAUUCCCUUUCUUGAAGAAAGCUCAUUUGACAGUGUUGCAAUUGGCAUUAUACUAUCGGAUUUAUAAAGUAUAUGCUCCAGAGGAAGGAGAUGGCAUUGAUGGAGAUUCUCAAAUCUUGAACUCCUUAUUGGUUAACAUGUCUUAUAGUAUUGGACUCAACCGUGAUCCAGAUAAUUUUACUGAUGCUUUAAAUGAUCCCAAGCAAAACCAUCUUUGCAGAAAGAUAUGGUUCUUUCUUGUUUUACUGGAUAUUCAUAGCAGUUUUGAAUUUGGAAACCCCAUGAUCAUUGAUAAAAGGUUCUAUGAUACCAAAGUACCUUUUUAUGAACUUGGAAGUGAAAAUAUUUCCAAUGUCAUAUUGGAUAGAGCUGUGACCGAGAGUUUUAUGUCUUGUGGUACAUUGUUCCCCUUAGUUCAAAAAUUAUUAUUCAAAGUCUUAGAUAUGAAUAAUCCUCCCAAAAUGAAGGAUGUUUGUGAAGAACUUAAUUUCAUCGAAGAUAUGAUGGCUGAUCACCAGUUUAGUUUGAAAGAAUGCUUGAAACCUUUGGAAGUCCAAGAUCAUUCAUAUUUCUUUGUUCGGACUUUUAGAGCCAAGUUUUACAUUGCGCUGAAGUCAUUCUUCUUUUCAAUAUACUACCAUUUUUUCUUACAUUAUGAGAAGACUAACAUUGAGUUUUCAUUCUAUUACUUGAUGAAAUUGUUGAAGCUGUCGAUUGAUCAAACCAUGCCCUAUUAUUUUGAACUCUUGGCCAAUAGUGAUAUCAUUUGUGAUAUGAUUAUGAAUCCAAGUUUGGAGGCUUUGAUCCAUAAGUCGAACCAAUUCAAUUUUGCUUGUAUCAUUCGGAUAAACUCCUUGAUUCACUAUUUGAGUGUUCAACCAACUCAUAUCAAGUCAUUCUACACCGAUCCCAAUUACCAAUUUUAUUACAAGACAUUGGUAAAAUUAUCUUCUUGCUUGACAAGAUGUGCUGAGGUUGCAGUUGCCGCAGUAUCCAAAAUCUGCAAUCGUUAUUACUAUGCUUGGAGAAUCACUAAGGGACAAUUGUUUAUGUUGAAGAUCAUUACCUCGAAGGAGUUUUAUUCCAACUUUGAAGGUUCUGGACGACAAUUCACUUUCAGGGAUUAUAGUUUGGACCAAUUGGAGGAAUUGAUUGAAAUUUGUGAAAAGACUUUAAGUAAACUUGGUAAGGAUAAAAACACUGAAGAGUUCAAGUUUUAUGAAACUGGCUUGCCAUCUGAUUCAAGAGAAAGUAAUUCACGCAUGCAUAGUGUUCCCUCUCCCGACAUCAACGUUAAUAUGAUGUCAACAAGUAUUCCUAGGACGAAUAGCAUACCUUCGACCAGCACUCCAGGUAAUAUUACUCCCAGCAAUACCAAUACCAAUGCCAAUGCCCAACUGUUUGAACGGGCGAUGGCUGCACCGGAAUCUAUGACUUCAUCGUCAUCCAAUAUGGAAGGCUCAACUGGAACUAAACCUACUCUUCCAAGCAUGUCACCAUCUGAAUCUCUGCGCGAAAAUGAUAAGGCAAUGCAUGAUGCCAUUUAUGAGUUUGGUAUUGGGUUAGAGAAUACUCAAGAGAUUGAUAAGUUAUGGCUACUGGUGCUUUCCAUGAAGAAUGAUAAUCAAGGUGCAGGUGGUCAAGGAGGAAAUGGAGGCCGGCCAGAAGGAGGAACCGAUCAGGUACCUGACCUUAGUGGUUCCGGUAUAAAUGAUGUUAAUCAAGGAGGCACUUUUGCUGGCUCACCUUUUAAUUGGAUGGCCAAUAGUCCAAUGGGUGAUUAUAGUUCGGGCAAUGGUGGACCCGAUGAAUUGGCCAAGAUUGAUUUUUUUAGUAUUAUACCAUUUGAGGAAUUUACUUGA
Lizanozyma spartinae is the source of this 3744-nucleotide messenger RNA. Its product is annotated as hap1 transcriptional regulatory prottein. The record is from RefSeq and is a predicted model, not a curated record. The transcript has a single exon. Gene Ontology annotation, cellular component: nucleus. Gene Ontology annotation, biological process: positive regulation of transcription by RNA polymerase II; DNA-templated transcription. The coding region runs from base 1 to 3744 and encodes 1247 amino acids. Gene Ontology annotation, molecular function: DNA-binding transcription factor activity, RNA polymerase II-specific; zinc ion binding; DNA binding. Lineage: Eukaryota; Fungi; Ascomycota; Pichiomycetes; Serinales; Debaryomycetaceae.